AAUUCGUUGAUUAUAUCUCACAACAAGCUUUCUACAGCGAGCGACAUUGCUCAUUUGGUCAACUGUAAAACCUUGUCUAUACUCGAUCUUUCAUUUAACUACUUAGAUGAUCCAGAAAUCAUUGAUGUUUUUACCAACAUGGAAUCUUUGCGCGUUUUGUCUUUAACUGGAAAUAGCGUGAUUUCGAAGAUAAAAAACUAUCGGAAAACAUUAACUAUAAAAUGUAAAGAACUUCGUAAUCUAGACGAGAGGCCAAUAUUCAAAAAGGACCGUUUGUGUGCUGAAGCUUGGAGUACGGGUGGUAUCGAAGCGGAACAAGCCAUGAGAACCAAAUUAAACGAAGUCGAACAAAAAACGAUUUCGGAUUCCGUAAACGCACUAAUGAGUAUGCGUCGAAAUAGGAAUGUACAAAUUACUCCGUCAGCCUUCGGGGACAGCGGCCAUUGGGAAGGCGUCGACGUGAGAGAUUCUACGGACAGUUUGAUCGUGUCCAAAGACUAUUACAAUGAAUGCGAUUCUUCAGACGACGAUUCCACCGACGACGGAUCGUCCGUCAAAGACGCAAAUCCAUUGGUACGCGAAAUCAACGGUAAUAACGAUGGCGGAGACGGCUCUGCAGCUGCUGACGGUUCUGUUGAUCGGUCGACACGCGACAACGUUGGCCAUAACGAUAAAGGCUUAAGUGACGCCGAGAGUGACAUCGUAGAUUACCCGCGUGAUCGAAUGCCUGCUGGUGACCGGAGUACCUGCAUCACCACGGUGGACUGCAGCAGCGGAUACAUCGAUACAGGCCACCCCCCGAUCAUCACUGUCGCAGAAGAUGGUGACGAACUUGCAGAACGAUUAGAUGAAAAAUGUGAACACUUCGUCGACAGUAAAACCGACGCGUCUCCGAAUAACGUCGAGACGAACAAUACUGUAGAACCAUCUCUUGAACAGUGUACCGAUGACCGUUUAUGUUCAAACGAAUCGGCCGAGCUGACGAUUGAAUAUAUCGAAAAUGAAUUCGUUUCUGCAGAGAUGAAUUACGCGAAUGACGAAUUAAAUCCAGAUGAAAGUGGAAAACUUGACGACGAGAAUAGUAACAAAAACUAUAACAAUAAGAAUGUGGUAAAUAAUCAUUAUCGAAAUGUCGGCGGUUCAAUCGAAAUUAACAACACAUUAAAGGACAACGAUUCUGAAACGUGCAAAAAUUCCGAUUUAAAUGAAAGACAAGGCGUCGAAGGUUUACCUUUAUUAUGUUCAGAGCAAAUUAUUAACACUUCACAAAUAUUAUACGCAGAAAGGUCACACACUCUUGACAUAAUUGGUCAUGAUAAUGCCGAAGAAGAAUCAAGUUUAACUACAACCUGCAAAUCUGAUCGAAGUGAAAUUAAAGCAAUUCCUAUUCAACUUCCAUGGCUGUUGACACCUCAAAUAAAAGAAGAGUUUCAUAUUAAAAAAAGUUCUGAAUAAAAUCAUCAAAAACUGAUUAAAAGAUAUACACAUUUUUGUAAAGUAUACUAAAAUAAAUUAUAUUUCAUUUAGAGCUUUGGUUAGUUCUAUAGUUAUUAAAUGUAAUGUUAUAAAACUAAUCUUUGUUUUUUGAAAAAUUAACAACCGUUACUGAACAUAACGCACCAAAGCAAUAGUAUACAUUUGUUUAUUUUCAUUCUAUAUUAAUUAAUA
Molecule: messenger RNA, 1668 nt
Organism: Metopolophium dirhodum (rose-grain aphid)
Lineage: Eukaryota; Metazoa; Arthropoda; Insecta; Hemiptera; Aphididae
Product: dynein axonemal assembly factor 1 homolog
Exons: 4
Coding region: 139-1455 (438 amino acids)
Source: RefSeq, a predicted model, not a curated record